Messenger RNA from Cladophialophora bantiana CBS 173.52, 1896 nucleotides. RefSeq lists its product as uncharacterized. The transcript is spliced from 4 exons. The record is from RefSeq and is a predicted model, not a curated record. Lineage: Eukaryota; Fungi; Ascomycota; Eurotiomycetes; Chaetothyriales; Herpotrichiellaceae. The coding region runs from base 1 to 1896 and encodes 631 amino acids.
AUGCCUGAACAGUCGAAGAAGAGAAAUGCUUCGGCAAAAAUUCCGGAGCACGUCUUCAUUGACCAAGGCCCAGAGUCGUUCCAGGUUGCUAAAUCCAAAUUGGUCUCCAGUCAGGCACGGCGAUUUCAGAGUGCAGGAAAACGCCAACGGCAAAGGCUUUCUGCGCGGCAAGGUGCUGGAUACGCUCGAAGCUUGGUUGGAUGGAAGUCGACGUCGUCAACGCCGCCGGUCGAAAGCCCAGAAAAGAUGUCACCAUUGAAAAGCGGUACACCUAAGCAACAAUUGACUGAGCAAGGCGAGUCAAGUGAGACACAGAUGAGCCUUGCAAUCCAGACCGGACUACGAGCAGAUCCAUUCAGUGCUUUUCCUGGUUCGAAUACAAAGGCAGUAAUGUCCAUGGUUGACUACCAUAUCCAUGUAUGGGCACCACAUAAAGCUGGCAAUUUUGACGAUCUGAUGGGAUACAAUACACAACUCGACCUAUGCUGGCCGCUUGCGCUUCAAGAUGACAUGCUGUUCGAUGCAACUGUAGCCGUUAGCCGCACAGCAUGGGUUCUUGCUCAGGGCAAUAGUCCAUCAGAGGACCAGCUGAUGCUCUACCAUCGUGGUUUAGCUAUGAUGAGGUUACGACAAAGGGUAUCUUCCACCAGCCCUGGGCCUGAGGAAGCUGUCAUCUUUACGGUCGGGCGUAUGAUUAGUAUUGCGUACAUGUCGAGCGAGGCCGAAGCAUUCGUUGCCCAUUUCGAAGCCUUCCAAAAUAUAGCGCAGCAUUAUAUUGACGACCACCCCGACAGUGCCGUUGCUCGCGUGGUCGGGAACAGGUUAGAGAGCUGGAAAGCGCUGUACGGCUACCGGAAUCGAAAGAUUCUCCUUCACAAUGACAGCAACAAGUCAGAAUCAACGAACAGGGAACCGCAGUCAAGGCAAAGUACUCCGCCUAGCCACCAAAUGCGUGCACAAUCCCCAACGCUACUAUCCGGGCUAGAUCUAUCAGUUGAACUCGCCGCAUCGCUGAAUACGAUGCAACGGCUGUUGGACCGAAUACUGACAUUUCAAAGCCUUGCUGGGCAGACUAAACGAGCUCUAGAACUAAUUGAACGAUGUCGUCAAUUCAGCCACAUUUUGCACAGGUACGACAACCUCAGUCCAACGGAGCUGCAGUUGUGCUGUGCGCUCGUUGUGUUCUGUCAACAACUUUACCUUCACCAUCUCACUGAGGGCCCGGACGCACAGGGAGAGAGGGGAUAUGGGUCUGAGCAGUUUGACUUCUUGCCCGCUAUAGCGGACAUUGCCAGUACAUUUAUCAACAAGCAGCUCGAGGGUUUCUCCGAGUCCGCCGAACAAAAGAUGUGCUUGACCUGGUCAGCCAUGGUGUUGGGAAGUUUCCUGCUCCAGCACUCGGACAGCCGCCUGCGGACCAAAGGCCAUAUCAUCCACGUCAAUCUGGGCCUCAACCUCGGCGUGGGUUUCUCCGGCGAACAUUUGCCUUCUGGCAGCACCUCUCUUGCUGAUGAGGACAACGGCUGGACCGUUCUCGAAUCUCUGCUCUUCGGGCCAUCGAAAAUGGGCAGUCUUUGGUACCCGGACCUCGCGCUGCAAUGGCGCCGAGACUGGCAAGGGUCAGUCAAAAGGCAGAGACGAUGGGAACAACAGGGAGUGUGGAUGCUAGGUGCACCGAAGAGAAUACCUUGUGAAUAUGGUCCGGGUCGGCCAGGGAGAGAGAGUGGGAGCAGCCCCGGGGGAAAGGGCAAGAGCAAGCGGCCGGCAACGGUGACGGCGACGAGAACCGCGCGCCUGCCUUUUCCUAAACUAUCACUCGAUCAGGAUGGCGAGGUCGAUGUGAUUGAGUAUCUUGUGCUAAGGGAAGCGAGAGACUCGUUGCCUAGAGUCGAAUGA